This is a messenger RNA of Durotheca rogersii, 2115 nucleotides long. RefSeq lists its product as uncharacterized. The transcript is spliced from 5 exons. The coding region runs from base 1 to 2115 and encodes 704 amino acids. The record is from RefSeq and is a predicted model, not a curated record. Lineage: Eukaryota; Fungi; Ascomycota; Sordariomycetes; Xylariales; Xylariaceae.
AUGACCUCGGAAAGUAACAACAAUAUCCUCCCGCUGGAGUCGUUCGAUCUGACGGCUGUCCCUACGAGUACGCACAAUAUAGCGUGGUCUCCCGAUGCCGAACUUGCUAUCGGCUGCGACGACUGUGUCUUCGUCUUUCUUCCCGAGUACAGCCGUCCUAGAUCGGAGGGUGCGGAGCGAGGCACCACAUUGCAUCGACAGUAUAACGCGGCUGCCCUCCGCUUCCCGAGCGUCGGGCAUAGGGACCCGGAACUCAACCGUCCCUUAUUUGAUCUUGUCGGCCAGGAUUUUCCUGAAUAUGAGCACAUCCCCGGCGGCGCCGGCGGCUCGGGUCCCGUCGCCAGCCAGGGCAGCUCUAUGAACCAUGUCGUUGCAUUGGAAUGGUCACCCUGCGGCUUGGGUCGCAUGGAUCGGUCUGUCCUGGCCGUUCUCACCGGGGCUGGCACCAUCACUAUGUAUCUCGAAGCUGCCUCGGACGGCAUGAAUGCCUUUAAGCUUCACGGCGGCAAUACUAGGGGUUUGAAGCCGUGGCUUGUUGCCUGGGGUGUAGGCACUGGUUUACUUCUGCCAGUCGCAGAAGGGCACAUAGCACAGUACACCAGAGAGUAUAUCACGGCAUUUUCUUGGUCUAAAGACACCGACGGCCACGGAGCGCUGCUGGCGUACGCAAAUGACGAGGACGACGUUGUCAUCGUCUCGGUUCAGGCAAAGCAUGACUCCAAGGCGGCCCCCGGAGACUGUGGUUUAUGGAGAGUCGAAGAAGUCCCGACCGACCCAGACUACUCGCCAUCCGGGUCAUCGUUCUCUCUCAGCUGGGGCCCUUGGCUGAAAAGGGGCACUUCAAAGACUUGCAUGCUAUCAUAUAUAGCUAAGAACUAUGUUGGGUUCAGGCAGGUGACAAUAAAGGGGACGUUCAAGAGCACGAAGACGCCGAAUCUAGAAAUCGACCCGGUCGAUUCCAACGGAAUCUGUCUUCAUCUAGCACCAGAUGCAUUUAUGGCUUGGGAGGAGCUGAUAUGGACGGUCAACGGUUCAAAGGUCUGCCGUGGAAUCGUUGCAACCCCGACUAGAGUUCAAGCGCUCCAGGUAGCAUUCGACUCGACUCAAUCCGGAAUCUCGGAGCAUACUACGGACGAGUGCGGUACGACGUAUCCAGAAAUUGACAACGGCGGGUCGGCUCUGAAUCCUAUAACUGGGCUUGUCGUCCACCCUCCCUCGCUUUCACAUGCCGCCCCGACGUUGUUGUACUCGCUGGUUCGGCUUUCGGCGACGCACGAGAAUGACGGCUGGUACCAAACAAACCUCCCGCUUCCGCCUAAUCCAGAGGAUGGAGUUAUGUUACCACAGUGGGUCAAUGAGAUCGAUCAAAUCAUCGAGCAUCGACUUCCUCGAAGAAUGGCAUACCGACCUAGCCUCUCAUCAGACGAUGGCAGUGCCGACCUCGAGGGGGGCUCGGACAAUGAGGACAUGAUGGGCGGUGGUUCGGACGUCGAUUCCCACUAUGAUUCCGAGCAGAGUGUUAUCGCUGGUCUAGACACUUCGGAUCAAGUCCAUAUUAAUAGGGCUCGCAUAUGGGGGAUGGCGGCUAGCCCGGGCGGAGGCGUCAUAGCUGUCUUCAUUAGCCGACACAGCGCUCUCAUCCCGGAGAGAGAUACAUACGGUGGGGCGACGUGUCGCGUCCUCUUCGGGAAACACGGUCAAGGCAUGGCUGUGAAGAAGCUUAGUACCGAAGCAAAGAUGUGGGAGUGGAUGUACGGUGGAGGACACUCUGUGCCCGGGGUUGACCUUUCGACAGCGCAUGAGAGCGGCAAGCGGAGCGCGUUGAAAGACCACUUUGCGCUCAUCGCCCGCAGGCAAGCCUGCGCCUUUUGCGACCUCCCUCUCAGUACCGAGGGCAAGUUCGCGAAAUGUAGCAGCGGUCACUUUUUCGCUACGUGUGCGACUACGGGCCUCCCGAUCUUGGCCCCCGGCGUCUCACGAACUUGUAACGUGUGCGCCUCCCAGUGUCUGAAGCGCGAGGAUCUCAUCAGCAUGGCCCCCCAGCUCAAGGAAAUCAUCCUGGACGAAAUUUCGUCAGAGCUCUGUGGUGGCUGCGGCGGGAAGUUUAUUAAUUAG